This is a messenger RNA of Botrytis fragariae, 442 nucleotides long. RefSeq lists its product as uncharacterized. Bases 83 to 280 code for a protein of 65 amino acids. The record is from RefSeq and is a predicted model, not a curated record. Lineage: Eukaryota; Fungi; Ascomycota; Leotiomycetes; Helotiales; Sclerotiniaceae. The transcript has 3 exons.
CUUUACUAUCUAUCUCUCAAACUCAAUUCCUCUUCAUCAAUAAUUAUCUAAACACACAUACACACACACACACACAUACAUCAUGCCUGAAGGACGUCAAUCACCACCACCCGAGACCCAAUCCGGUGCUCAAAAAGGUGCUCCCUCCGAUGCCAAGGGAGUCAGCCAAGGAGGCAACAACCAACAAGACAGCAAAUCUGAUCUUGAGAAUCUCUCCUCAAACCCAAAGGGACCCCUCGAGGAUCACUCAAACGAGACUCGCUCAAAGACUGAGAACUAAAUGCGGACUGAUAUGAGGGUGUUCGGGAUAAUGAAUGGGGACAUGUAUAUUAGUCGCACUUCCAAAGGAAGUGUACGUAUUGAUACGAUACGAGAUGAUAUGAUACCGUCAUGAAAUGGGAGGAGUUAAAUGAGACAAUGAAAUAAACUCGUUAUGAAGGAA